GCCGUUCCAUCAUCGACGCGACUCGUCAUCGACUCAUACGAUUCGUCUUGCGACUCUUUUUCUCGCCUGUGCGAUAUCUUUUGCCGAGCAUCGACGAGAAAUAUGAAAAUUCUGCUAGCCUUUGGAUAUUUCCAUGUCCCAGCCGGUUGGGAAAGAGGCGAUGUAAAACUAUAUGCGUCGCGUUCCACGCGUGACAUUUAGAAAUAGAGAACGUCGAACCAGUGGAACGUAGAAAUGGAAAUUUUUGAAUCGGAACGAAACCGGAAUCGAUCGUGGGAACCUUUUCUCGUGCGAAACUCGAACGAAGGACUUGAAACAGAAAAUCUACUUUCCUUUCGCGGUUGAAGAAAUUUGACUGUGUCGCGGUACUUGGCUGCGCUAGAAAUCCGAAGCUGCGAGUUGCCGGAGAGUGGCAAUUCUGUUGUUUAUUCGCAGCUUUCCCCACUCGUGGCAAGUGUUUUCACCUCUUUAGUCUUUGCUCCGCGUAGUGCCGGCCCAAACAUCGCCAAGAGUAGCAACCUCGCGACAUCGUUCUCUUCGAUCGGCCCACGAUCGCACCGGAAACACGAUCCUUCCUCCCGCGAACCAUGUCGUUUCUUCCGACCUUCCUUUUCGUUUGUUUCCUCGUGACGAUCGCGACGACGUACGCGAAACCGACCAUCUACAAAAGGAACCACGACAACGUGUUCGAGCCAGUGAUGAUACCAGUCUCGUCUACGGUGAUUCCUCUCCCCGUCUACAAAAUGGAAUAUGGUUUGGGAUUCAUAUCGAAAGAUAAGAAGGCUCAGUCGUCCUUGAAACCGGAGGGUGGAAUAAAAUUGAUAACGAUUAAGAAGAGCCAAGAGAAGAAAACGUAAAGGUACAAAAUAUACGUACUAGUUGCAGAUUGACUUUAUUCGUAUCGUAGUCUGUCAUCGAUGAAGCGGUAUAUAUUCAUUAACAUCGUACGGUGAUGUAUAUAUAUAUUAUAUAUAUAUAUCAAAGUUAUAGAUUGUAAGCAAAUCUCAGAUUUAUUUGAAAUGUACGACAGAUUUCAAAAGUAACAGAGAGUUUACGCCAAAAACUAAUUUACCUCGACGAUUAAUGUUAGAGUUAAUUAACUCUGUCGUUAUGAAUUUAUUAAUAAUCGUAAGAAAAAUCAAACGCUGUAAAACCAAACUGUAGCGAGUAUGAAGAGAGAAUCUGUUAAGUUUUUAUAUUUAAUUUGAGCUAUAGUACGUCGUUUCUGCUAUUAUAAUGUUUAUACAUUACAUUUAUGUAUAUCUGCCCAACAUUUUGAAGAAAUAUUGAAAGGAAUUAAUAAGUAGAAAAUUAUAAACUUUUAUUGAACAACA
Messenger RNA from Bombus huntii, 1334 nucleotides. RefSeq lists its product as uncharacterized. Bases 588 to 857 code for a protein of 89 amino acids. Lineage: Eukaryota; Metazoa; Arthropoda; Insecta; Hymenoptera; Apidae. The record is from RefSeq and is a predicted model, not a curated record. The transcript is spliced from 3 exons.